CAAUGACUACAGUAUGAGUGUAUAGGAGAAUAAUAUAAUAUGGCCGCAACGAAUGACACACCUAAUAAUAUACCUGUCCCGUUAUGGGAUAGUGAAAUUAUUCCGCUGAAGGAUUUCUCUAGUAAAAGACCCGUGCCAGCUCUUGUGAAAGUUGUGAAGGGGAAGUAUAUGAGUAUUGGUGUAUCGAAUUUUUCUCUGCAUAAACAGCACCAGGACGUGUAUAUACAUUCAGUUAAAAUGGGAGUUAAAGUGUUAGCUCAUAGUUUACGACGUGUUGAUGCCACAUCCAGAAGAGGAUUACCUAUAACCAAAUUAGUGCCAAUGGAACAAAGACUUGCUAUACCAAUAGCUUAUCAAGGAUGGUUUGAAGUUGCGUCUGAAGACGGUAAAUCUGCUCGACCCAUUGCAAGUGUGCUGGAAUUAGCGAGACUUUUUCCUCAAAGGUGUUUAGUACGAGAAAAUGUUAGGGCAUAUUUGGCGAAUGGUGAAGGCAAGUUAACGGCUUUUGAUAAAACAAAAAUGAUUCAAGCUGGAGAACAGUUAAAACUUUGUGGUGAUUUGUCGUUCCCAGCCCCGUCUGUAAACACCAAAGUUAAACUUCUACGUUGUGAGGACUCAAAAGGUGAUAGCGUUUACUUGAGCUAUGAUCAAAAAGGUUUGUUUACUCCCAUAGCCGGUGCAAAGGAUGUGACUGGUGUAUUUUCAAUUAAAGAUAUUAUUAAACGUUUCAGACUACCAUUGACGGUUAAAUUGAUACAAGGAAUAAAACCUAAAGUUGAUCCUAGCCGUUUUUCUACUUUAAUUAGACUAGAUUGGGUUUAUACUGAUGAAACAGCCUUUAUAUCACCGUUAGAGAAAAACCAUGUCCGUAUUUUACCUGUUCCUACUGAUACGCCGAUAUAUUUAACAGCACCAUCUAACCACGACGAAAUUAAAGCAAGUGAUGCUUUUAAAAUGACUCUUUCAAGAUGCAAUAAAAUGGUAGCAAACUAUCAUAAUACAAUACAUCUUUUAGUCAAUCUACCCGAAUCUGUGGUUCGUGAUAAACAUCGCUCUAGCUCCAACAUUUUCUCCAGUCCACAAAAACUCAGUGAAUCUCCCCAGUCAAGUAUCAAGAGAUCUAAGAGCCGCGAAGACAUGUUAAUGGAUGAAAUUGAUACACUUUACCAAUAUGUAAGAGAUGGCGGUCCUACUCCAAAAUUAAAAUUAACCUAUGAUUCCGACGAAGAGAGCUAUUGGGAGGAACCAGCUUAUGAACCUUUGGAUGAUUUUCGAGCUCGUGUUAGAGCUAUAGACGCUGGUCAGAAGGUCAGUCAUCAUGCUAAAUAUAAACCAACUGAUCCCAAACGUAUCAAUUUUGAUGCCGAUCCGGACGUCACUGCCAGUGGGAAUAUCUACGGAGUUGUUACCGCAGCACCUGGUUCCUCUAACAGUAAUAGUAAUAAUUCUGACGAACCUCCUCCGUUACCACCACGGCAGUCAGUAGUAAUUGAAAAUGGCACACGAGCAUCACCACCACCCUUACCUCCUCGAGAAUACACUAGAAGCAAAUCAGAACAGCAACUUCAAAUCAGAGAAUCUAUGAAAUCUGCCAAAUCGGGAAGUAAAGGCGUUUCCCCCAAGGGAAAAGAAAAGUUUAUGGGUACUAGUGAUUCUAAUAGUGGUAGUUCUGGGGGACAUAGACAAAAUCUAGGACGUGAUUUUAGAGAUUCGGAUAUAAGUUCUCGAACUAAGGGCUCUAGUGGAGGUUCCCAUAAUGCUAAACAAAGGAUGCAAUUUUUAUAUUUAUAAUACCAAAGUUGUAUUUUGUGAUAUGACAAUUAACUUAAAACGCCACAAUUGCCUUCUAUUCAAAUAUUGCUCACAAAAUGUUGUUGAAGCAAUAUGUGUCAUGUGAAAUCCAUUUUUAAAAAAUGAUGCCAUCAACAGUCAAAUGUUCGAUUGUCUGUCAGUGACACACCAAUAACCACCCCACUUCGAUUUGUCAUAGAAAGUGUGUGAAUCAUUGAGCUCAAUGAUGUGAAUUGAACAAGUGUUUUAAAUAUCAAUAGAGGAAGUCAAAUAGGUAGAAAAUGUGUCAUAGACAGUUGAAGUAUUUAUUUUUCCUCAAUGGAUUUACUGUGAUCUGAAUAAUAUGAGUGAUUUAUAUGACAUACAAUGAUACGCCAUUAGUACACCUUUUUAUUAAAAUAUUUCUAUAAACUAUAAAGUUUUGAAGUGAAACGAAUCUGUGAUGAGGAUAUCUCUAUAUAUUAAUAUAUUCAUGUAUUAUUUAUAAUGUUAUUAAUAUUAUUGAUUAUAUAAAAUUGAAAAUUAGCUGUU
This is a messenger RNA of Lottia gigantea (owl limpet), 2322 nucleotides long. RefSeq lists its product as hypothetical. The transcript has a single exon. The record is from RefSeq and is a predicted model, not a curated record. Lineage: Eukaryota; Metazoa; Mollusca; Gastropoda; Lottiidae. The coding region runs from base 40 to 1791 and encodes 583 amino acids.